Molecule: messenger RNA, 129 nt
Organism: Dictyostelium discoideum AX4
Lineage: Eukaryota; Evosea; Eumycetozoa; Dictyosteliales; Dictyosteliaceae
Exons: 2
Coding region: 1-129 (42 amino acids)
Source: RefSeq, a predicted model, not a curated record
AUGAUAUUAAAUAAAAAUGUAAACAAUAAUACAAGUUCAUCUUUUGCUGAUUUCAAUAAAAAUCAAAUCUCAACAACUGAUAUAUCAACAUUAACAAAAAUUAUUGUUAAUCCUUUAAUAUGUUUAUAA